Cantharellus anzutake is the source of this 1850-nucleotide messenger RNA. Its product is annotated as RNA polymerase III RPC4-domain-containing protein. Gene Ontology annotation, cellular component: RNA polymerase III complex. Gene Ontology annotation, biological process: transcription by RNA polymerase III. NCBI's taxonomy places the organism in Eukaryota, Fungi, Basidiomycota, Agaricomycetes, Cantharellales, Hydnaceae. Bases 59 to 1543 code for a protein of 494 amino acids. The record is from RefSeq and is a predicted model, not a curated record. Gene Ontology annotation, molecular function: DNA binding. The transcript is spliced from 6 exons.
CGUGUUUUCCCGCCCUUGGACGGAGCGAAGAAGUGAAAAUUUUGAACCCAAGGCUAAUAUGUCAGAACAGAGCAAUAUCGAUGCUUCUAAUGGCGCUGGGGCCAAUGAAGUCCCAUCAACAUCCGCGGCCUCGAUACAGAACCGAAGUGUGACCCCCUCCGUCAGACCAGCUGUUCGUCCCUUGGGUUCCUUUCGCUCCACCUCCACUGAUGCUUUGGCAUCAAGAGCGAUCGGCAACCAAGGGAAGAAGCCUGAUGUUAAUGCGUCAGGGAUGAAUAUCACUCGCUCGGGCGCCCCGAAAAUGAGUUUUACCGCUAAAGUCGUCGGAAAACGGCAAAUGGAAUCUCCUGCACUAAAUGCUACACAGACUGAAAUGAAGCCUGCUGCAUCAAGCCCCCAGGAUGGGGGGCGAGGCAGAGGUUCAGACCGCGGACGGGGUCGUGGUGCAGUACCUCAGCAAACGGUCAGAGGCGUGUUUUCGCAAGGUCCUAGUUAUGGUACACCGUUGCGUCAUAAUGCCAACACUACCCGCCAACGGGGGAAAGGUAUCGACGCUGCAAAUGCAUCCGCUCAUUAUCUCAAGUCGCGGAUGGGCACUUUUGGGCGAACAAAAGAUGAAGCAGAUGUGGACCAGUACUCUGACGAUGAUAAUGCGGGUAAAGUCGUGGACAUAAACGCUAUGAAUGACGACCAGGACUGGGGCAUGCCCGUUGCACUCAAACGCAUGAAAGAGGAAAAGGAAGGAGACAAGCUGGCAAAGAAGGUCAAGGUCGAAAUGGAAGAGGCAUCUAUCUCUGAUCUAACAAAGGCCCCUUCGUCAACAAAGAAUGAGCUUGAAGUAGACUUCGCGAAUGCACUGGAUCUCAGCGAGAGUGAGGAGGAAGAGAGAUUAGAGGAUUUUAUAGAAGAUUUUGUCCUCCACCCUGACCCACAGAAUCCUUCCGUUGAUACUCCAGAGGACACGCCAUUAUACUUUUUCCAAUUCCCGUCGCCUUUCCCCGCCUUCAUUCCACCGCCUGUACCGAAAUCUCCUAAAGAUGCAGAUGUCAAGGAAUUUGAAAGUAUGGAUGUCGAUGCACCUGUGGAUGGGUCGAGUGCUCCACAAAAUGGGGAGGAAAUGAAAAGUGCCAUUGAUCAAGUUCCCCCAAGGAAAAAGUCUGUUUCAUUCGCACCAGAGACCAAACCACCAGCACCCUCACCUGCAGCAUCCACCACUGAAGAAAGCCCGCUGGAUGGUGUCAUUGGGGAACUGUUAAUAUACCGUAGUGGCAUCGUCAAGAUGAAGCUGGGAAAUGGGAUGGUGAUGGAUGUUACUGCUGCAACUCAGCCUUCCUUCCUUCAACACGCGGUUUAUCUUGACCCUUCAGAAAAAGGCGGAAAGGAGGUAGAUAAGCAAAACACAAGCACGGAGUUCACCAGAAUGACAGUGAUUGGCGAAGUUGCUCGGCGGUUCAUUGUUUCUCCGGACGUUGAUGCUAUGCUCGAUGAGCUUGAACUGGAGAGCAAUAAAAAAGGGGCGAACGUGUUAACGGAGCAGAAAUAGGGUGACAUUUUUCUAUUGGGACGUUUCGCCUUGGCCUGCUCCGUUGACAGCUGAAUAGGCCUGCGUGUAAUUCGUCUUUGGUUGCACACCAGGUCUAUUGCCCACCACUGCCCAAGGUCAGUUGGACAUAUCCUAAUGUCUUGUGCCGUCACAGAUAAAUGGUAUUGGUAUUGGUUAAGGGGGUAGCAGCCAAACUGACUAAUGGCGUGUUUCCUCCAGAGCCCUUGGUUUUGGCAGCUCGGGGUCGGUUAUGAACUUAAGCUAUGUAGGAUAGCAAUAAUCAGCUACACAUGAAUAAGUUUUUGAG